Penicillium nucicola is the source of this 576-nucleotide messenger RNA. RefSeq names its product beta-ketoacyl synthase domain-containing protein. The transcript has a single exon. Gene Ontology annotation, biological process: fatty acid biosynthetic process; secondary metabolite biosynthetic process. NCBI's taxonomy places the organism in Eukaryota, Fungi, Ascomycota, Eurotiomycetes, Eurotiales, Aspergillaceae. Bases 1 to 576 code for a protein of 191 amino acids. The record is from RefSeq and is a predicted model, not a curated record. Gene Ontology annotation, molecular function: fatty acid synthase activity.
AUGACCAUCGAGGAGUACCACCAAGUCGUCUCCUGCAAGGUCCAGGGCACGUGGAAUCUGCAAAAUGUUCUCCUGGAAGAGAAUCUCCAGGUAGACUUCUUCACCAUGCUUUCCAGUGUCUCCGGGGUGAUGGGUCAAAAGGGCCAGGCCAAUUAUGCGGCGGCCAACGCGUUCUUAGAUGCAUUUGCCACGUACCGACAACGACUUGGACUGGCGGCCAAUUCGGUUGACUUAGGUGCCAUCCAGGAUGUCGGAUAUAUGAGCCAGCACUCCGACCUUCUGGUUGCAUUAGAUUUGGCCGCGUGGACCCUGAUCAACGAGGCGCUAUUCCUCAAGAUCGUGGGAUUCUCUCUGCGUCAGCAGCUAAAUACCAAUAAUCCAGCCAGCUACGCACAGCCCAUCACGAGCAUUGCGGUUCCCCAAAGUUCACCAUUUUUGCGGGAGGCACGAUUCAGUGCCUUUUGCUUCGAUAACGGCACUGAUCUAGGCGUAAGCGAUGCGGCCCAAGAAGGAUCUAAGGAGAUCAAGGCGCUCACGCUCUUGUUCAAAAAGCAGGCCGACUUUGGCGUCGUGUAG